Molecule: messenger RNA, 703 nt
Organism: Perkinsus marinus ATCC 50983
Lineage: Eukaryota; Perkinsozoa; Perkinsida; Perkinsidae
Product: mapk2, putative
Exons: 5
Biological process (GO): intracellular signal transduction; protein phosphorylation
Cellular component (GO): cytoplasm; nucleus
Molecular function (GO): MAP kinase activity; ATP binding
Source: RefSeq, a predicted model, not a curated record
UAUAAUCAGAGGAUUGUUGCUAUUAAGAAGAUCCACAGAGUGUUUGAAGAUCUCAUUGACUGCAAGAGAAUUCUCAGGGAAAUUGCUAUACUCAAUAGGCUUGACCACGACCACAUAAUAAAGAUGUUGGAUAUCUGUCCGCCUGAUGACCUCGAGAAUUUCGAUGAACUUUACAUCGUGCUCGAAAUUGCUGAUAGUGAUUUCAAGAAGCUCUUUCGGACGCCGGUUUUCCUCACGGAACUUCACAUCAAGACUCUGUUAUACAAUCUUCUGGUUGGAGUCAAGUAUCUUCACUCUGCGGGAAUAUUACAUCGCGAUUUGAAACCCGCAAACUGUCUGGUUAACCAAGACUGCUCAGUGAAAAUAUGCGAUUUUGGUCUCUCGAGGGCGAUAGGGAUGGAAAAGCAGUUGCACUUGCAGCAUUUACCUAACACUCCUAGAGAAAUAGAUGUAGUGUGUGGGAUUCGAACCCGGGUCCUUUGGAAAGUACUGGCUUAUCAGGCCGAGGACACAACCGUUGGAGCAGCGUCGACGGCGACGGCCGCCGGGCCGAUAGUCCCUCAUACUCUGAAUUUGAAAAGGCAACUGACUGGGCAUGUUGUGACAAGGUGGUAUCGGGCACCCGAGCUGAUCCUGCUAGAGGAAAACUAUGGCGAGGCAAUAGAUGUGUGGAGUGUCGGCUGCAUCUUCGCUGAGCUCUUGG